Messenger RNA from Paramecium sonneborni, 1264 nucleotides. Lineage: Eukaryota; Ciliophora; Oligohymenophorea; Peniculida; Parameciidae. The record is from the annotation of a GenBank genome assembly.
GAAGAAUGCUUUCAAUAUCUCCUGAAAAAUAGACCAACAAUUGCUUUAAAAUUAUAUAGAUAUAUGGUUUUUCAUCAUUGUGAUUAAAAGCCAUCCUUUGUAGCUUUUGAAGAUUUAGGUUAAGAAUUAAUGUAAUUAUUCAUAGUUGGCAAAUUGACUAAACCAGAAACUCUAAAUAGAAUGACUAGAACAGAAUAAUAUUCAAUUAUAUCGAUACAGAAAAUAAACAUGGCAAAAAUUGAUUAUGAUUAGGAAAAAAUAUCAUAUCUAGAUGCAUUUGAUUUAUUAAGUGAGAUUGAAUACUUUAUUUGGGAAUAAGGAUAUUUUGUUACAGAUUAUUAAAUUUAAGAUGAAUAUACUACCAGGUCUAUUCUCAGUAGAUUAUUUACAUCUUCUGCAGGAUCUAUUAUGUUUUAUGAUCUUACAAUAUUUUUAGAACAAAACUUUCCUUGUUUAUCGAUAUUAUUAACUAAAUAUUUCAAUUAGUUAUUUAUUUCAUAAAGAAAUUAUAAUUAAUUAUCUAAAUUUUAAAAACCUUCUUAUUUAGUUAAUAAUUCAACUUUUGGAUAUAUGGCAAUAAGUAGUUCUGUUAUUUAAGAAGCAGAUUCAUUUGAAUUAUUAUGGACAAGUGUUAGAGGAUGGAAUUUUGAUUAGCUCUAUGCUGCUUUAAUAGGAUUUAAGGGAGCAACACUUAUAUUAAUUAAAUUUGAUGAUAGUACUGAAAAUGAUAGUGAUGAAGAAGAAAAUACUAAAUAAAAAAAAAUAAAAAAUAGAAACAAUAAAAAUUGUAUUGUAGCAGCAUUAAAUUCAACUUAAUGGAUAGAGACUAAUUCCUAUUAGGGAACUAGUUAAGCUGUAUUAUUUCAAUUAUAUCCAACUUAUACUCCUUUUAAUGUUGCUACUGAUGUUUUUAAAUCAAAAAGACCUGGUUCAUAAAAUUAUUGUUAUUUAAAUAAUAUAGAUAAUAAAAAAGGAUUAGGCUUUGGUGGAGAUAUGAAAUAAUUUAGAUUGUGGAUCUCAGCUUAAAAUAUGCAAUAAUCUAGUUAUGCAGCAAAGUAAGGAGAACCAUAUAUAAAAGGUAUUCAAAAUUAAUAAAUAUUACAUAGGUGAUUUAAUUGAUCCUUCAAUUUAAACUCCUACUAUCACAUAUAUAGAAGCUUGGGGUGUAGGCAAUCAAAAUUUAGAAUGUGACAGUAGUAGUGAAGAAGAAAUCAAAUGUUAUAGAGAAUCUACAAAUGACUUAUUAUUAAAAUAUCAAUCAUGA